GCUCAGUAGCGGUAGCAGCGGCCGUGGAGGUGGCGCUGGGGACUGUUUUCUCUCGGAGGCCGGAGAGGAGCCGCGUCUGACUGAGGCGGGCAGCGAGAGGACCCCUCGCUCCCUCCCUCCUCUGCGCCCUCCCCGCCACCACCAGCCGCCAACCGCCAACCGCCGCGCCCGGGGAGGAGCCGCGGCUUACGGGGCCGGAGCCAGGCCUGCGUCCGGACAUCAGCCGGAGCGAGAGCCGGGGCCUCGGCGUCCCCGCCCUCUCCCUUCCUUAGGGCCAGCGUCCGCCGGGCCCCUGCGCAUCGCGCCAUGGACUCGGACGAAGGCUACAACUACGAGUUCGACGAGGACGAGGAGUGCAGCGAAGAGGACAGCGGCGCCGAGGAGGAGGAGGACGACGACGAGGACGAGCCGGACGAUGAUAACCUGGAUCUGGGCGAGGUGGAGCUGGUGGAGCCCGGACUGGGCGUCGGCGGGGAGAGGGACGGACUGCUGUGCGGGGAGACGGGCGGCGGCGGCGGCAGCGCACUGGGGCCGGGCGGCGGCGGUGGCGGCGGUGGCGGCGGACCGGGGCACGAGCAGGAGGAAGAUUACCGAUACGAGGUGCUCACGGCGGAGCAGAUUCUGCAACACAUGGUGGAAUGUAUCCGGGAGGUCAACGAGGUCAUCCAGAAUCCAGCAACUAUCACAAGAAUACUCCUUAGCCACUUCAAUUGGGAUAAAGAGAAGUUGAUGGAAAGGUACUUUGAUGGAAACCUGGAGAAGCUCUUUGCUGAGUGUCAUGUAAUUAAUCCAAGUAAAAAGUCUCGAACACGCCAGAUGAAUACAAGGUCAUCAGCACAGGAUAUGCCUUGUCAGAUCUGCUACUUGAACUACCCUAACUCGUAUUUCACUGGCCUUGAGUGUGGACAUAAAUUCUGCAUGCAGUGCUGGAGUGAAUAUCUAACAACCAAAAUCAUGGAGGAGGGCAUGGGGCAGACUAUAUCAUGUCCUGCUCAUGGUUGUGAUAUCUUAGUGGAUGACAACACAGUUAUGCGCCUGAUCACAGAUUCAAAAGUUAAAUUAAAGUAUCAGCAUUUAAUAACUAAUAGCUUUGUAGAGUGCAAUCGACUGUUAAAGUGGUGUCCUGCCCCAGAUUGCCACCAUGUUGUUAAAGUCCAAUAUCCUGAUGCUAAACCUGUUCGCUGCAAAUGUGGACGCCAAUUUUGCUUUAACUGUGGAGAAAAUUGGCAUGAUCCUGUUAAAUGUAAGUGGUUAAAGAAGUGGAUUAAAAAGUGUGAUGAUGACAGUGAAACCUCCAAUUGGAUUGCAGCCAACACAAAGGAAUGUCCCAAAUGCCAUGUCACAAUUGAGAAGGAUGGCGGUUGUAAUCACAUGGUCUGUCGUAACCAGAACUGUAAAGCAGAGUUUUGCUGGGUGUGUCUUGGCCCUUGGGAACCACAUGGAUCUGCCUGGUACAAUUGUAACCGCUAUAAUGAGGAUGAUGCAAAGGCAGCAAGAGAUGCACAGGAGCGAUCUAGGGCAGCCCUGCAGAGGUACCUGUUCUACUGUAAUCGCUAUAUGAACCACAUGCAGAGCCUCCGCUUUGAGCACAAACUGUAUGCUCAGGUGAAGCAGAAAAUGGAGGAGAUGCAACAGCACAACAUGUCCUGGAUUGAGGUGCAGUUCCUGAAGAAAGCAGUGGAUGUCCUCUGCCAGUGUCGUGCCACACUCAUGUACACUUACGUCUUCGCCUUCUACCUCAAAAAGAAUAACCAGUCCAUUAUCUUUGAGAAUAACCAAGCAGAUCUAGAGAAUGCUACAGAGGUGCUUUCGGGCUACCUAGAGCGAGAUAUUUCCCAAGAUUCUCUGCAGGAUAUAAAGCAGAAAGUUCAAGAUAAGUACAGAUACUGUGAGAGUCGACGAAGGGUUUUAUUACAGCAUGUGCAUGAAGGCUAUGAGAAAGAUCUGUGGGAAUACAUUGAGGACUGAGAAUGGCCCUGCAUAAAAUGAACUCUGAAAACUUUACCAUCUAGAGUGCUCAUGCAAUUAAAACAAACAAAACAAAACAAACACAAAUAAGCAGGCACUAAGCCUCUUCUGACACCGCUGGUCUGUAGUACCGGAAUUCUGUUUUGUUAACGGAAAGUUUAAGUAAAUUAUAUUGUAAUAAAAAAGGUAGAUAAACCAUUGUACAACAGUAUUCUAGGCCGCCAACAAAAGUGUGACGGACACACUAAAAGCCCUCCAACUUUAACUUGUAACGUAGCUUCAUUCUCAAAGCUGACUCCUUUUUCUUUUUCUUUUUCCCGAGUGUAGUACAGUUAAAAUUUACAACAGCUCUUUGACACUGCUUUUCAUGUCCAAACCAGCUAUUUUGUUGUACUUUGGUAAAGGACCUCUUCUCCUUCCUCCCCUACACAUACAAAUACACCCACCCACACACAGACUGACUCUCAUACCCCAAGUUCAUAACUGUAAAGAAAGUUCUUGGGGCAGGGAAGGGUAGGCAGCGAGAGGAUUAAACAAAAACAGAAAACUUUGUAUAUGACUUUUAAAACAAAAGGACAACGCAGUAUUUUUCAAAAUUGUAUAUAGCGCACAUGCAUGGACAAAGCAAGCGUGGCACGUGUUUGCAUAAUGUGUAAUCACAGAAAAUAUUUAUUCUUUACGAUCUUGAAGAUCCUGUCUAUUUGCUGUGCAUUUUCUUUCCGUUUGCUUUCUGUUUCCAGGGUUGGGAUUUACAAGUGUGUUGGUUUAGCACCUCUGGCAAAUCUAGUGAGAGCUCGUGGGUUCCCUUUCCUGCCCCCAAGGUUACCGUGCCUUUUGGGGGUGGAUAUGUCUGUUGCUGGUCACAGGCCUCAUGCCUUGAAUUCCCAGCUCUUGAUCAAGGGACAGGGAGGCUGCACUCUGAUGAGAUGCCAUGGCCUGAUGAUGGCUGCAGUGGGGAGCUUGGUUGCUGCCAUUCAAGAUGACCCCAUCCCCAUCCUCAUCCUCCUCCCCCUUCAUGGCCUCAGUGGUCUCCCAAGACUUUGUGUGCCCAUGUCAUAUAACACAGCUACAUGCUUCCUGACCUACCUGUCGUGUCCAGAGGGAGCAUUUGAAAUUUUCUUUCCUUUUGGGUUUUCACUUUUAUUUUUUUUAAUUGCUGCUUUGAGCCUUUUAAGAUUUUAGUUAUGGCUCUUCUUUUACCCCUUCUCCACAUUAGGGUGUCAAAUAGAUGAUUUUUGCUUUAAAUAUAAACACAUAGCCAUUCACUUAGUCUCAGAUUGUGGAUUUUAAAUGGCAGAUACUGAAAUUGCCGUGUGUGUUGCUGUGGGUUCAGUGUGAAGGUAAGCACCCCUAGAACAUGAUCUCCCACCUAGCACACCUGAAUAGGAAUCACUGAGUUUACUUCUUUUCCAUUGUCAGCAGGUAGGAGAAUUAAUAAUGCAUUUUAGCUGUGAUGUCCAUUUUUAUGAAAUUUCUACUAAGCUAUGUUAAAAGUAAAGGAUGGUGGUGGUUUUAUUAACUAUAUAUCUGUUUAGGCUAUUCUGGCUAUGGUAUUUUUUCAACAGGUCAGCAUCCCUAAAUCUGUCAGUUUUAUACGGGAGUGCAGAGUGAACUAGGCAACUAGAUUAAGAGGUUUUAAUAUUAAAUACCAAUUUUAGAUGAGGACCUCUUUGUCUUCCUUUAACUGUCUUGCGCCUAGAGGAGUGUUUACCAUUUGUGAGGCAGCUUUGUCUGCUCUUGCAUUGUACAUCUUAUUACUCCAUUGGGAAGUAGGUUCACUUUCCUCUGGCCUUUUGCCUAAGUUAGGCUUUGCUGAAUCAACCCUACUUUUCCUUUUAGAAAAGGUUGUUACAUGAGAUGUACUUGCAACUGUUGUUUUCCCAUCAAAAAUCAGUGAAUGUUUGCUGAAUAUAUUAUGCUGCUUCCUUAAACCACUUGUCGCUUUAGGAUCAACUUUACCUGUACCUUUUUCUUCCCCUCCCUUACCCACCUCAGGUGCAAAUCUGAACUCAGUGUCCGCUUCUUCCAUAUUCUCUUCUCCUCUUUCCAUCUUUCAUUUGACUUUAUUGUACUUUAAAUAAUUGCAUCACUCUUAAAUACAUUUAUCAAAAGUUUUUUUGUUUUUUUUUUUUUUGGUGUUUUUUUAGAAAGCUUGAAUAAGUUUCUUUCCCUGGUAACUCUGAAAAGCAGCCAGAGUUGCUAUGUAGAUUUCUGCGACUCCCUUACAAUGCUUUGUGUAUGUGUUGUGUUUUUUACAGUCUUACCCAGUUAACUCUUCAGUCUCUAGGUUUGAGUGUCCUAAAUCCUCCUUACAUGCUCCCCUUGCACCAGGUAUCCAAAACCCGUGUGUGCACUUCGUUAUAUUGGCCCCCUUGGAGGAACAGUACAUUUUAGAGAUGCUUUUCAGUUUCAAUGUUGGCACACUACCUGAGGAUAUUGCAAUUGUGGGUGCAUUCUCUAAUUUGUAUGGAUCAAGGUGAAGUGGCCUUUUCUACUCCCAGGCUUUUAAUCGCUAUCUUCAUACUUGACAGAAUUCCCUGAGUUAACUGCUUUCAUUGUUAACAGCUAUGAUGCCCCAAACUGGGAUAGGCAAGCCAUAUUGUAUGACAGCUUCCUUAUUUCACCACCUACGUCUUGCUAGCAGAGGGCUCUAUUCACAAUAAGCAUCAGGGUCUCCCUGUUUUCUUGAGGGCAGUUACAUUGUCUUUUGAAAAGUGCAUGCUUUAUUUGAACGAUUCAGUAAGCAGUAGAUGAACUUCAAUGAUCUACAAUAAAAUUUGAUCCGAAGCUCAGGACACAAAUCAGUGGUAAAACUGAAUAGCAUAUAAUAUCAGACUCUAAAUUCUGUGUCAUUUUCUGCGACCCAGAUUGUAUGUGUUUUAUGUGUGUUUAAAUAAAAAUAUUAAAUGCACAUGUGUAUACAUACACACAUAUACAGUGGAUCCAAGACUGACUGACUUGAUUUGAAAUGGUUGAAUGGAGUGUAAAAUGUGGUUCAGCCAUGGUUAGGAACUGAAAUUUAGUACAAGAGAGUAAAGUACUCGAUGUAACAGAUUUCUUUUAGCUGCAAAUCCCGGUAUAGAGCACUUGGGGAUGGGAGGGGGCGGGUUGGUGCGACAAUCAGAUUGGUAAAUUGAUUAUAUGCUCCUAACCCUGUCAUGUUGUGCAUAGAGCACCCUGUGCUGUGGGAAUAACUGUUCUUAGAUUUUCAUUGUAACUGGACUGUUCAGGUUGCCCAGAGGGAAAGAACAUUCCUAAUUCUAAUAAAAUAAACUUUUAUUUUGUUA
Molecule: messenger RNA, 5255 nt
Organism: Chrysochloris asiatica (Cape golden mole)
Lineage: Eukaryota; Metazoa; Chordata; Mammalia; Afrosoricida; Chrysochloridae
Gene: ARIH1
Product: ariadne RBR E3 ubiquitin protein ligase 1
Exons: 14
Coding region: 307-1968 (553 amino acids)
Biological process (GO): protein polyubiquitination; positive regulation of proteasomal ubiquitin-dependent protein catabolic process; ubiquitin-dependent protein catabolic process
Cellular component (GO): cytoplasm; ubiquitin ligase complex; nucleus
Molecular function (GO): ubiquitin protein ligase activity; zinc ion binding; ubiquitin conjugating enzyme binding
Source: RefSeq, a predicted model, not a curated record